Molecule: messenger RNA, 339 nt
Organism: Loa loa (African eye worm)
Lineage: Eukaryota; Metazoa; Nematoda; Chromadorea; Rhabditida; Onchocercidae
Exons: 2
Coding region: 1-339 (112 amino acids)
Source: RefSeq, a predicted model, not a curated record
AUGGAAAUUGAUGUAAAUGCAGGAAAUGAAAACAAAGCAAAAUUAGUACCGGGGCGAGAACUGUUGCAUGUAAUACGGAAAACAAUUUCAAAUAAACUUGUUCAAUCACAAAUUUAUUUGUCAGGAACAAAUUUCAAAGAAACACGGAACCAGAAUCAUCAUGACGACCACAUCAAAAUAUUACACCGUUGGUUUGUAAAAAACCACACACAAUCAAAAUACAAUUGCGUGCGAACUGUCUGCAUGGCUGUGCGCGGAUCGUUGGAGUCGGUGUCGUGCUGGAUUGGCAGUAUGUGGUUUGCAACUAGUGCUCCGCGAGAACUAGAGCAUAUACCGUGA